Arabidopsis arenosa is the source of this 449-nucleotide messenger RNA. The record is from the annotation of a GenBank genome assembly. Lineage: Eukaryota; Viridiplantae; Streptophyta; Magnoliopsida; Brassicales; Brassicaceae.
AAACCCUAUAUUUUCUGUGACGUGUGAAGAAAUCUUUCUACUUCUUGUCGCUCCCUUCUGCUAUCUCAAGUGAAAAAGAUGAAGCACUACAUGCCUAUUGUUCGUGAGACUCCAACAAUUGAGUUUGUAAAGCUCACCCCCGACAUGAAAUCGUUCGAAGCUUAUAAGACUAUCCGUGUAGAGCGCACAAUGAAGAGACAUGCCGGUGCUAGAGCCAAGAGGGCUGCAGAGGCUGGAAAAGAAGAGAAGAAUUGAGGGUCCUUUUUUCUUCUUAUGUAGGAGUAACUUUUAUCUUUUAACAUCGUUUGGAAUUUGAUCUUAUGUAUCUGACUCUGUUUUAUGCUUGAAAUCUUGGAUUUUGCUACUACCUUUCGUCUGCUUUAUGUAAAAGACCUUAUCUUUUCUUCCUUUGGCCUUUUAUUAUUGACGAAGAAAAUUUUAGGUACUAA